CGCGCUGUGGCCGACAGAGGAAAAGAUUGCUUUGGCCAUGAGCGACUUAAAUUCAGACGAACGCCCUCAGAAGCGUCCGAGGCUCGAAAACGAUCAAGAUUCCGUUCCGGCAACGAAACUCGCAGAUACUUUUGUGACUGAUGACGAGAUUGCCAAAGAGCUCCAGGUGGGUAUCACCACCUAUGUCGACCCUUCGAAAAGUGUGUUUCGGGGCGUGUUGAAGAAGAGAUAUACCGACUUCCUCGUCAACGAAAUCUUGCCAGACGGAACGGUUUUGCAUUUACGGAAUACGACGGUGGCGAGGUCAGGUGGCGGUGCUCCAUCUUCUACUACUGAGAGUAGUUCUACAGUACAGGCCAAUUCGCACGACGAGUCUAGUCAAGGUCCUGCCAAAAGUGACGCUGCGUCGGCACAGAACGAGAAGCCGAUUGAGCAAGAAAGCCGAACGGAUGAAGCACCUGUACAGGGCGAGAAACCAAUCGAGCGCGAUAGCCAGAGCAACGAAGUUGUCAAGAAUGCUGUGCAGGAGACCAAGCAAGAGGUUACUGAGGAUGAUCGCGCCAAGCUUGUCAACUACUUCAACGACGAGGCUGUUGUUGAAUUGAUGUCUCUCUACGAAUCGAUCGUUCAGUCACCUGAUAAGAAGCCCAAAGAUCAUCCUACAGUGCGCACAGAGUUCACAUCAGAUCGGUCUGUGCGGUCACAAAUCCACCAAGACAUCCGACGCAUAUUCAACAGGAAAAUUGAUUCCUCGACCGACAAGGACGGUAUUUUGGUCCUCACUGCUGCCGCAGCGACUACCAAUCGGGGGCGAGACGGGCGACAGUCGAACCAGAAGAAGGACGGCCGACCGGGGAAGCUAGGUUGGCUCGAUCGAGGGGGCGAAUACGUUCAUUUCACGCUUUACAAGGAGAACAAGGACACGCUCGAGGUCAUCUCGUUCAUGACCAAGCAGCUCAGGACGACAAAUAAGACUUUUCAAUUUGCUGGGACCAAAGAUCGGCGAGCGGUAACAGUACAGCGCGUCAGUGCGUAUCGCGUCGAUGCGGAUCGCCUAGCCUCACUCAAUAGAUCUUUGCGGUACUCUGCUGUGGGUGACUUCCAGUACCAGAAGGAAGGUCUGGAACUCGGUGACCUCAGUGGAAACGAAUUCGUAAUAACUUUGCGCGACUGCAGCGUCAUCGGUUCGGAUGCUGGUUCUGCGGAUGAAAAGGCAUCGGCGGUACAAGUCCAACUGUCACACGCUCUACGCCAGCUCCGCGAAAAGGGAUUCCUCAACUACUAUGGACUCCAGAGGUUCGGUACGUUCGCUCAGAGAACGGACGUGGUUGGUGUCAAGAUACUGCAAGGAGACUUCAAGGGAGCGUGUGAAGCCAUUCUCGACUUCUCGCCUACGGCUUUGCAGGGCCCCGAAUCCUUACCCGCGGGAGUGCUGGUCGGUCAAGACGAUCGCGCUCGGGCCUUGGGGAUCGACUCAUGGCAGAGGACCGGAAAGGUAGGGGCCGCUCUGGACAGCAUUCCCCGUAAGUUCUCCGCGGAGACUGCGCUCAUCAGACACCUGGGCAGGAACUCCAAGGACUAUAUGGGUGCUCUACUGUCGAUUCAGCGGAACUUACGAUUGAUGUACGUCCACGCGUACCAGUCGUUGAUCUGGAAUUUGGCCGUUGGCGAACGGUGGAAGUUGUUUGGUGGCAACGUGGUCGGAGGCGACCUGGUCCUCGUCCAUGAGCACAAGGACAAACAGGCCCCCACAGAGCCUGAACAAUCUGUCGACGCGGACGGAGAAGUCAUCAUCCAACCGUCAGGAGAAGACAGAGCGUCUGAUCCGAACGACGUGUUUGAGCGCGCAAAGCCACUCACCGCAGAGGAGGCGGCGAGUGGGAAGUAUACCAUCUUCGACGUCGUGCUCCCACUACCAGGGUUCGACGUGGUCUACCCUGCCAAUGCGAGCGGAGAGUGGUACAAGACGUUUAUGGCGAGCGAGGCCGGUGGUGCCCUCGAUCCGCACAACAUGCGUCGCAAGCAGAGAGAUUUCAGUCUGAGCGGCAGUUAUCGUAAGAUCAUGGCUAGGAUUGGAGAGGAAUUUGACGUCAAGGUUCACCAGUAUGCCGACGACGAUGCGCAGUUCGUGGAGACGGAUAUGGACCGGCUGAAAAGCAAUAAUGCCGCCAAUGGGGAGAACAGAGCGACUGGCGAGGCUGUCGUAAAGAAUGACAAAGGUGAAGUUGGAAAUGGCGAUGGUGAUAGUCGACCGACAAAGCUUGCAUCGGUGCUCAAGUUCCAGCUUGGCUCGAGUCAGUAUGCCACCAUUGCGCUGCGGGAGCUGUCCAAGGGUGGUGUCCAGGCAUAUAAGGCAGAAUUUACUGGUGGCAGAUGAGGAAC
Molecule: messenger RNA, 2382 nt
Organism: Exophiala oligosperma
Lineage: Eukaryota; Fungi; Ascomycota; Eurotiomycetes; Chaetothyriales; Herpotrichiellaceae
Exons: 1
Coding region: 38-2377 (779 amino acids)
Biological process (GO): pseudouridine synthesis
Cellular component (GO): nucleus
Molecular function (GO): pseudouridine synthase activity; RNA binding
Source: RefSeq, a predicted model, not a curated record